Molecule: messenger RNA, 2724 nt
Organism: Candoia aspera
Lineage: Eukaryota; Metazoa; Chordata; Lepidosauria; Squamata; Candoiidae
Gene: ACOT11
Product: acyl-CoA thioesterase 11
Exons: 15
Coding region: 40-1716 (558 amino acids)
Biological process (GO): acyl-CoA metabolic process
Cellular component (GO): cytosol; extracellular exosome
Molecular function (GO): lipid binding; fatty acyl-CoA hydrolase activity
Source: RefSeq, a predicted model, not a curated record
AACUCGGCGCUUCCCAAAGAGGACCCCCCACAGCGCGCCAUGGAGCGAUACCGGAACGCCACCGAGGUCCAGAUGAGUCAGAUGGUGCAGCCCUGCCACGCCAACCACCGCGGGGAGCUCAGCAUCGGGCAGCUGCUGAAGUGGAUCGAUACGGCGGCUUGUCUUUCGGCUGAGAAGCAUGCAGGCUGCCCUUGCGUCACAGCUUCAGUGGAUGAUAUCUAUUUUGAGCACACAAUUAGUGUUGGGCAGGUUAUCAACAUCAAAGCAAAAGUGAAUCGAGCAUUUAAUUCUAGCAUGGAGGUUGGUGUACAGGUCAGCAAUGAGGAUCUCUGCAAUGGUGAGCAAUGGAGUGUGUGCAAGGCAUAUGCAACUUUUGUCGCUCAGGGCAAACCAACUGCUAAGAUAAAGUUAAAGCCCCUGCAUCCUCAAACAGAAGAGGAGAAAACUGAAUACAGCAUUGCUGCUGAGCGUCGUCGUAUGCGACUGGCCCACACAGAUACAAUGAAAGAUCUGCUUACUAAGAGCCCUGUGCAGGCUGCUCUUGAGAACAGAGAAUGUAAUAUAACAGUACCUGCUGAAAAGACCAGAGUGGAAAGUGUGGAACUCAUUUUACCCCCACAUGCCAACCAUCAGGGAAACACCUUUGGUGGGCAGAUCAUGGCAUGGAUGGAAAACGUGGCCACAAUAGCUGCAAGCCGAUUAUGCAAUGCCUAUCCCACCCUGAAGACAAUUGAAAUGUUCCAUUUCAGGGGACCAUCACAAGUCGGGGACCGCCUUCUGUUCAAGGCCAUUGUUAACAAUGCAUUUAAGCACAGCAUGGAGGUUGGAGUGUGUGUAGAGGCCUAUCGACAUGAAAUGGAAGUCAACCGAAGACACAUAAAUAGUGCUUUCAUGAUUUUUGUGGUCUUGAAUGAAGAUGGUCAGCCACGCACGCUCCCAGUGCUGAAGCCAGAACCAGGGGAUGGAGAAAGACGGUUUAAAGAAGCUAGUGCAAGACAAAAAAUUAGACUAGACAGAAAGUAUGUUGUUUCCUGCAAACAUACUGAAGUACCUUUAUCUGUGCCUUGGGACCAGAGUAACAAGGUUUAUUUGAGUUACAACAACGUUACUGCACUGAAGACAUUGGUAGCUAAAGCCAACUGGGUACUUGCAUCUGAACAAGACAAGGUCAAGAUGUACAUCCUGGAAGAGGACAAGUUCCUCUCCGUCCGAAUUGAGAUGACCAUCUGCAUUGAUGUGCUGCAGGCUUUCUUGUUGCUCUCAGAUCUGCGCAACAGGCAUGAGUGGGAUAGACAUUGUGCGAGCUGUGAACUUGUCCAGCAAGUUGACAAAGAUGACAUGAUUUAUCAUGUAAUUACUCGUACUAUCAGUGAGGAAAACAAGCCUCAGGACUUUGUUCUCCUGGUAUCACGAAGAAAACCAUGCAGCAAAGGGGAUCCCUAUAUUUUAGCAUUCAGAUCAGUCACAUUGCCAACACAUCCGGCAAUGGCAGAGUAUACCCGAGGGGAGACAUUAUGUUCUGGCUUCUGUAUUUGGCAGGAAACAGAUGAACUUACCAAGGUAUCAUACUAUCAUCAGGCCACAUCAAGUGUGCUCUCCUAUAUCACAACGAAUGUAACUGGCUUGUCUUCAAGUUUCUAUUGCACAUUUCAAGACUGUGAGCGGUUCCUCCAGAAGAACAAAGACAGUGUCUCAGUUGGGCUUCAGGACCUUUAGCUGCACAAUCUUUUUUUCCUCUCUUUAAAAACUGUCCUAUGAUGAACUUCAUUGCAAAUCCUAUUAGAUAUUACUCCAUUGGGUAUGUGAAGAAAAGAGGAGGAUUGAAACAGACCUGUUCAAGUGCAUCGAUUUAUAUAGCCCAGUCUUAGGGAGAAAACCCAUUUAUGGUGGUUUAUGAUCUGAAUCAGAAUUUUCUAUCCAGGACAACUUAAUGAUCAAAGCUUUAGUAAUCAUGGUGUAUGUGAGCAGCAUAUGAAGAUUCUUCCAGGAUUUUGCAAGUCCUUACUCGCCUCUGGGUUGGCUUCUGUUGAAGUCCUAUAUUUAUGAUGGUCAGGAAAAUCUGAUGUUGAGUAGAACUUCAAACUUGAUACUUUUUGGUGAGGGUCUUCGGUCACCAUUUUUGCCUUGUUCAGAACACUAGGAAUUAAAACACAGAUUGCAAUUUUGUUUUAAAUACAGCUUAGGCAACUAUAGAAGUUAAAUGUAUUUUAAAGUGCCUUUUAAUCAAGGGAAUAAGAUUCAAAAGAGUGAAAAUUCAUAGGAAUUAUUUUUUAACGGGAGAAUCUACAACAUGAUAUUUGGGAUGGUGGUGGAUUAUCAUACCAUUAAAUACCUGUGAAACUUCAAAGCACAUUAUACAAAUACAGCAAAGUACUGAAAUCAUGUCACAUGUACAGGAAAAAUUUUAAACAUUCUUCGUGCAUAUUUUUUCCUGUAUGUUAGGAAAAUGCUGGUAUGUUUUCUCAAGAUUUGAUUAUUUUGUCACCAAGGAGCUAUUCCUGUAUGAAAAAACCUUUCAGAUUUAUCUUUGGUAUUUUGGAAUAAUUUUUUUUCUCUUCUUUGAUCAGAGAGUACCUCAUUAUCUAUUUUGGUAGAUAGUUAUUUUCUCUUAGGCUUUUGCACAAAUUUUGUCAUGCCCAGCUUCCCAAAUUUUUUAAUGGCUUGUACAGCUGUGGAAAGUUAUUGAAAUAAAUGGCAAUAAAAGAUAUAUAAAAGGAAAAAGAA